Molecule: messenger RNA, 948 nt
Organism: Hemibagrus wyckioides
Lineage: Eukaryota; Metazoa; Chordata; Actinopteri; Siluriformes; Bagridae
Gene: il13ra2
Product: interleukin 13 receptor, alpha 2
Exons: 7
Coding region: 1-948 (315 amino acids)
Biological process (GO): cytokine-mediated signaling pathway
Cellular component (GO): external side of plasma membrane
Molecular function (GO): protein binding; cytokine receptor activity
Source: RefSeq, a predicted model, not a curated record
AUGUCAGUGGAUCCUCCAGAAAACAUAAAGAUCAUCGAUCCAGGUCAUCUGGGUUACUUGAACAUUGAGUGGAGUCAACCAAGCAGCUUGAAUAACCUCUCAAACUGUAACAUUCGCUACCAGCUCCGCUUUUAUGACACAUAUACAGAGAGAUGGAAGGGUGUGCAGACGAACAAGCUAUUCUAUGCAGCCCAGUUUAACCUGGAGAAACCCAUCCGGGUGAGAAUGCUCACCCUGCUUAAGGGUUUGUGCACCAAUGGGACAAACAUUCUUGGAAAAGAAGUCGAACUUGUGCACACAUUUGAACCCAAAGGUUUAGCUGGCUCAAGAAUAAGGGAUUUCAACUGCGUUUAUUUUAACAAAGAGUACAUGGAGUGCAAAUGGGAGCCUGGAAGUGCUGAGACUGCCAACUCAAAAUAUUACCUCUAUUACUGGCACAGGGAAAUGCAGGAAACAAAGGAAUGUCCAGAGUACGUCCCAUCUCUUGGGCACCGUAAAGGAUGUAGAUUCCCUCGAACAUCUCUUUUGGAUUUUUCAGAGUUUAACAUUUGUGUGAAUGGCUCUUCUGAGGUUGGAGAUUUACAGCCGGCCUUCUUCUCCCUGUCAAUCCAAAACCAUGUCAAACCUGGGGCAGUGUCUAAUUUGCAUAUGACUCAUAAUGACACCCUGGUGCAUGUUAAGUGGGACCCACCAUCAGGUCCCAUUCCAGAGCAAUGUCUGGAGUAUGAGCUUGAAAUAACCACAGUGAACCACAAUGGCAGCAGGCAACAGGUGGAACAACAGAAACGAACAGAAGCAUAUUUUCUGUGCUUUGUACCAGGAAAAGGUCCAGAAGGUGAUCCCUCCUAUAUUCAGCCCUAUGAUUUAAAUGCUAAUUUCUCAGCCAUCUGCAGCUUGUUCAAGUACAAAGCCACUGUCAGUUUCCAGCCAAUCUGUUUACAGUACUGA